GAGACGACGAGUGCGAAUGUGCGCAGCAGGUGCAGCGCGGAGGGCGGCGCGCUGACGGCCGGCGCGCAGGCAUGGCCCGGCUGCGCGCGCUGCUGCUGGCCGCGCUGCUCGCCGCCCUCGCCCGCGCCCACGCCGCCCGCUUCGGCGACCGCCUCGCGCCGCGCGUGCCCGCGCCCUACUCGCCGCGUAGCGCGCCCGACCGCGCCGCCGACGCCGACGACGACGUCUACACCGACUACGACGAGCGCUACGACCCGCAUGAGGAUGCGCGCCCACCCCGCGACCCCGACCCGCCCAAGCGGCCCACGCGGACCGAGGCCCACCGCCUCGAGAUGAGCACCGAGUACUUCGUGAUCCCGGUGCGGCCGUCCCCGCGCCCCGCGCUCGCCUCGGCCCCGCGCGCUCCGGCCCCGGCCCCGCCGCCGGGCAACGCCACCACGGUCCCGCAGAUCGCCACCCCGCCGAGAAUCGGCCUGCUGCGGCCCGAGUCCUGGGCGGUUCCGAUCCUGGCCCUGUCGUGCGUCAGCAUGGCGGUCAUCGGCGGUUUCGAGGUGUUCGUGGUCUGGGGCGCGAGCCGGCGGGCGCCCAGCCAGCGGCACCUCCUGCUGGGUCAAACGCUGCUGUUCGGGCUGUUCGCGUGCGCGGCGGUGGCGGCGCUGCUCGCGGCCGCGCCCUCGGCGUUCACGUGCGGCGCCGUGCGGUUCGGCACGGGCGUGGCCUACGUCGUGGUGUUCGCGUCGCUGCUCGUCAAGUGCGUGUUCCUGCUGAGCCUGAACGGGGGCGUGUACCUGCCCGCGGCGUACCAGGGCCUGCUGCUGUUCUUCGCCGUGAUGAUCCAGGUGGCCAUCGGGGCGCAGUGGCUGGGCGGGUCGCCGCCGCGGGUGGCCCCGGGCGCGGCGCGCUGCGACUCCCCGCUGGCGUCGCUGCUGCUGUCGCUGUGCUACGCGGCACUGCUGGUGGUGGUGGUGUGCGGGGUGGCGCUGCGGUCGCGCGGCAUCCGUGACAACUACCGGGAGUCGACGCACAUCGCGGGCGCGGGCGGGGCGAGCGCGGCGGUGUGGGUGUGCUGGGUGGCGGCCGCGCUGGGCGCCCCGGAGCAGCACCGCGAGGCGUGCGUGGCGGCCGGCCUGCUGGGCACGUGCGCCGUGGUGUUCGCGCUCAUGUUCGCGCCGAAGGGCCGGCGGCUGGCGGCGCUGGGCCGGGAGGGGCGCUGGGACGCGGACCGCGAGGAGGGGCUGAGCUCGCUGGGCGCCGGCGGGUCGGGCUACUCGCCCUCGUUCUUCCACUUCAAGCCGGUCAAGUACGGCAUCGUGUCGGCGGCGGCGGCGGCGGCGCCGGCCCCGCCUCCCGUUCUGGAGACGAAGGACGCCUCCGCCCGGCCAGCCGAUCCGUAUGGGGCCGUAUUCACGGGCUCGCAACUGCACGCUCGCACCCCGCGCCCACCGCACCACUACCCUAUGCACCCUCUAACGCACUACCAAUUCAGCUAUCCACCCUCUUAUUACUAUGUACCGCCAGGCAUGAUGGUGCGUCCGGAGGAGGGCGUGUACACGAGCGUGGAGCCCACCUUCAGCAGCAACCCCAACGUGUUCUUCCGCACCGAACCCAUGCACGUCGGCAUGAUGUACUAGCCCUGGCAAACCAGCGUUCCGCCACGAACAGUGAGAUUUGACAGUGCAACUGCUAACGACUUACGGCGGUUCUACACAACCGCGAUGCCAUGCCCUAAAAACCCUCUCAUGGCGCAAGUGUAGAUCCCAAAUUACAACUACAUAUUUAUUGUUGGACCAUCUUUUCAAGUAACGUACAGAUAUGACAGUAAAAUAAUUUUUAAAAAUGUUCAUCACAUUUGAGGGCCACAGUAUUUUAAUAAGACGUUCAAAGUUAUAAUUAAAACAAAAAUUGUUUCUACUGGUAAAAAUACUACGAGUAAUAUGAAAUUACGAGAACUAAAACUACUGAAAAUUAUCUUUCAUAAUCAAGAUAUUUUUAAGGUUUAGACUGACUAAUUUUAGAUGAUGUCAUGUUGAAUGGAAUAACAACUUGUGUGAUGAAAUUACAUAAAGUGACCCACCCUGAUGUGUUUGUCAUAAAAUGAAACUAGUGAUAGGUAUUUUGUAAAUAAAGCUAUAAUGAUA
Molecule: messenger RNA, 2138 nt
Organism: Aricia agestis (brown argus)
Lineage: Eukaryota; Metazoa; Arthropoda; Insecta; Lepidoptera; Lycaenidae
Product: metabotropic glutamate receptor 6
Exons: 3
Coding region: 72-1631 (519 amino acids)
Biological process (GO): G protein-coupled glutamate receptor signaling pathway; regulation of synaptic transmission, glutamatergic
Cellular component (GO): membrane
Molecular function (GO): group II metabotropic glutamate receptor activity
Source: RefSeq, a predicted model, not a curated record